CAACACGCACGCCAGAUCCAUUCCGCUAGCGAGGGCUCCUUGACAAAUCUCGACAAUCAGUUCAAGCCAAUAAAACUAUGGCAAGUCGACCAGGGCUCUACGCAAGCGAAGGUCAUCGGAGUCAUCACUUGACUGGUGGUUCGAUGACGACCAGGCUUCUCCCUCAACAGCACAGCGGAAACCACACCGUUAUUCUGCAUACAGCUCUAUAAACGGCUAGUUCAUCUUGACGGGAUAAUGGGGAGCGUCUUGUUAUUUCCAUACACAGCUGCCUGUGAGUGCGACAGUCAGCCGCCACGCGCGACCGUGUCUGACCAUCACCAUCGUUGGUCUAACCAUGUCCAUCCGGGGACGCCAACGAGCGAUUUGUACACCGAGCUUCUCUGCGACAAGACGUGCCUUCCAAGGCGGACACAUGGGCCAAGGUCUCCUGCCUCCCUGCCUCUUCAGCUUCCGCCUGCCUCCACACCAUGUUCCACAAAGCGACUCUAGUCGCUGUUGCCUUCGCCCUCCUCACCGCCGCGAGUCCCGUCGUCCACGCUCCCGGCAUUAAGAUUUCACUUGAGGGGCGUAGCACACCGACUCGUGCUGAUGGGACUUUCGACCACGAGAAGGCGACGCUGGACAGGAUCAAGAUCCAGAACAAGUACCAGAGGAACCUUCGAAACCUGCUAGCGAAUACGGGUCGCCUUCCCGAGGGCUGGGAAGUUAAGGAAUUCCUCACAAUCCCUCUCUCUUUGGAGAAGCGUGCCGUUGGCACCGAGGCGCUCGUUGACGAAGAUGAAAUCGAGUGGCUGGGUCUGACCACAAUUGGCACUCCCGGCCAGUCCUUCAAAAUCGAUUUUGACACUGGCUCGUCUGAUUUGUGGGUACCCAGCUCGUCCUGUUAUAGAUCGGCCUGCGCCGAUAAGAGCAAGUACAAUGCGGUGGCAUCGGCCACCUCUUCGCUGAAGAACGGCACCAUCAGAAUCGGGUACGGUGAAGGAUCGGGUGUCUCUGGUCCCAUAUACACCGACACUGUGAUCGUCGCUGGACUCACCGCUACCGACCAAUACUUCUCUCCGGCCACGACAAUCUCGAGCUUCUUCGAGACCGACCCGACUGAUGGCGUCAUGGGUCUUGCCUAUCCCUCUCUCUCGAGCUUUCAAGGGCAGACCCCGUUCUUCAGUACCCUGAUCAGCCAGCGCAAGGUCAACGCUGGCGAAUUUGGUUUCACGCUAGGGUCGGUCGGCUCGGAGCUCUACCUCGGUGGCACCGACACCUCCAAGUAUACCGGCGACAUUGAGUACCACAGCAUCGACACAUCGACGGGUCUCUGGCAGGCGAGCGGCGCGAAGUGCACUGUCGGGUCUAAGACCACGAACAGCGGCUUCAACACGAUCAUUGACUCGGGUACGACGUCUAUUUCCGCCCCGGAAAGCGCAGUCAACGCCUUCUACGUGGCGAUCCCGGGCAGCCAAAUCUGGAAUCAUGUAGAAGGGUCGAUCACGUACCCCUGCAACUUGACUCCGGACGUCAGCUUCAGUUGGGGCGGCAAGACUUGGGAAAUCACGAGGGCCAACUUCAACCUCGGUGAGACUCAUCAAGGCAGUGGCCGGUGCUUCGGCGCACUCUUUAUCGCAAGCGAUAGGCUCGGGCUCGGGAACAAUACCUGGCUUGUCGGCGACGCCUUCAUGAAGAACGUCUAUACCACGUUCUCUUUUGAUAAGAACGCCGUCGGCUUUGCUACCCUCAAAGUCUAGACGUCGAGGGUACUGGAGCGUGCAGCGGUUGCGCGCUAGGGCUUGACUGAAUUUGAAUAAUCAAUAUUGGUCCCUGUACCAGUAGGACCAUAGUAGCGAUGGUCCAUGUUCCUAGAUUUGCCCUAUCUGUUUGUACAGAUUAUCAAGAC
Molecule: messenger RNA, 1891 nt
Organism: Phanerochaete carnosa HHB-10118-sp
Lineage: Eukaryota; Fungi; Basidiomycota; Agaricomycetes; Polyporales; Phanerochaetaceae
Exons: 7
Coding region: 471-1742 (423 amino acids)
Biological process (GO): proteolysis
Molecular function (GO): aspartic-type endopeptidase activity
Source: RefSeq, a predicted model, not a curated record